Closterium sp. NIES-65 is the source of this 858-nucleotide messenger RNA. NCBI's taxonomy places the organism in Eukaryota, Viridiplantae, Streptophyta, Zygnematophyceae, Desmidiales, Closteriaceae. The record is from the annotation of a GenBank genome assembly.
AUGCUCACUAUAGCAGUUGAAGGGGGUGCUAGUAGAGGGGUUUUUUAUGAGGGAGGUAUCACAGGAGGAGGUGUGGAAGAGAGUGCUCUAGAUAACGCGCCUGUGAUGUGGGGAAGGUGCUGCCGCAGAGAGGACAAGAAUACCCGCCCGGCCUCUGCCCCAGCAUGCCUGGGAGAUGGUCCGAAGAAAGCUGAGCUGGAGGCUGGGUGGCGGCAUGAGGCUGGGCGGCAGCAUGAGGAGGGGCCUUGUCUCAUCCGUUCCCUCUUCAUCCUCUCUGAUUGCACCACCUUCGAGGCGCCUAAAACAUGUUCCCAUGCUUCUUCCCAUGCCUAUUCCCAUCUCUUCAUCCAUCCCCAUACUGCCCCUCAUGGCCACUCUUCUUUCCUCGUCAUCCCUCCUCUCUUCUCCAUCCCAUCUUGUCUCAUCCCUUCUCUCUUCAUCCUCUCUCGAAGCACCAAUUUUGAGGCGCCUCAAAAGUGUUCCCAUGCUUCUUCCCAUGCUUGUCUCAUCCCUUCUCUCUCCAUCCUCUCUCGAAGCGCCAAUUUUGAGGCGCCUCAGAAGUGUUCCCAUGCUUCUUCCCAUGCCUGUCUCAUCCCUUCUCUCUUUAUCCUCUCUGAUGGUACCACUACCCUCUAUAUGCUCUGGCCUGAUUUCCGCUCCCCUAUUUUUUUUCCUCCCUCCCCCCUCCCUUUUCCUCUCUUCCCCUUCCCUUUUCCUCCCUUCCCCCUCUUUUAUGCUGCCUUCCCUCUCCCUUAUCCUCCCUUCUCCCACCCAUCUCCUCCCCUCUCCUUCCCCUUCCCUUAUUCUCCCCCCCUCUUCCCCAUCCCCUACCCAUAUCCUUCCCUCUCCAGCGCUUAG